AUGUGUUACUACGGCAGCUACUAUGGUGGCCUGGGCUAUGGCUAUGGUGGCCUAGGCUAUGGCUAUGGCUGUGGCUAUGGCUGUGGCUACGGUGGCUAUGGUGGCUAUGGUUAUGGCUGCUGCCGCCCACUGUGCUGUAGAAGGUACUGGUCUUAUGGCUUCUACUGA
Peromyscus eremicus (cactus mouse) is the source of this 168-nucleotide messenger RNA. RefSeq names its product keratin-associated protein 20-2-like. Lineage: Eukaryota; Metazoa; Chordata; Mammalia; Rodentia; Cricetidae. The coding region runs from base 1 to 168 and encodes 55 amino acids. The transcript has a single exon. The record is from RefSeq and is a predicted model, not a curated record.